AUGGGCUAUCAACAACAACAGUAUUUCCCACCACCGCAGGGGUCUUCUCAACCAUACAGACCACAAUACCAACAGCAGCAAUCCAUUCCACAACAGAAUGCACCGCCGAUUCCACCACAAAAAUCCACGCUCGAAGAAACACUGCAAGCCUUUAUGGAAAUGAGCAAACAAAGUAUGGAGUCCCAAGCUUCUACGAUCAAAAGGCUCGAAACUACGGUUGGACAACUUUCCGGUGCCUUGAAUCAAAUCCAACAACAACAGCAACCCGGGAAGUUUCAUGGUCAACCUGCUCAGACGCAUCAAGCUCUAGCUGUUACUGUUCUUCGCAAUGGUAAGAUGGUGGAUAACAAAGUGGAGGUUCCUAAUUUGACCAGAGCAGAACAGCCAAGCUCCACCUUUACUUCGCCAGAGCAGCCAAGCCAGGCCAGCGGAGCCAAGUCAGACCAGCGAAAGAUGCCGAGCUUGACCCAGUCCAGACCAGAGCUGCCGAGUUCUGCUCUGGCCAGCCCAACUGAUGGAGAGAAGGUAGACCAGCAACAUGAAGGAGAAAAGGCGACGGAGGUCAAGCUCCACAAAGCUACUACACCUUAUCGACCACCGGUUCCUUUUCCAAACAGACUGAGAAAUGAGAAGUAG
Salvia miltiorrhiza (redroot sage) is the source of this 636-nucleotide messenger RNA. RefSeq lists its product as uncharacterized. Lineage: Eukaryota; Viridiplantae; Streptophyta; Magnoliopsida; Lamiales; Lamiaceae. Bases 1 to 636 code for a protein of 211 amino acids. The transcript has 2 exons. The record is from RefSeq and is a predicted model, not a curated record.